Molecule: messenger RNA, 1587 nt
Organism: Peniophora sp. CBMAI 1063
Lineage: Eukaryota; Fungi; Basidiomycota; Agaricomycetes; Russulales; Peniophoraceae
Source: the annotation of a GenBank genome assembly
AUGGCCCAAUCAAGCUCAUCAUUCGAACCCGAGGCCCCUGCCACUGUCACGGAACACCCAAGCGCGAAGAGCUCCGCAGUUGAGCUUGAGUACAGUGACAAGACGGCGAUUCAACACUUCGACGUAGCGGCGAAGCCCGACAUUGAGGAGCUCGUCGUCACGGAGAACGAUGUUCCGGAAGAAAUACCGCCUCCUCCGCCUGGCGGGUACAAGUUGUACAAGCGGCGCUGGGCGGGUCUCUUUGCACUUUUCGCGCUGGACGCCGUGGUGUCGAUUGGAACGCAGUGGUUCGGACCCAUUGGAGUGAACGUCUCCGAACAGCUGGGCUAUACUACUCUCCAAGUCAACUGGCUCGGCAACAUCUCGAGCUGCGCGUACCUCGUCGUAGCCUUCUUGAUCCCAAUCAUCUCUCGGCGCUGGGGCAUAAGCUGCACAGCGUACACCGGCGCUCUCCUGCUACUACUUUCGGCUUGGAUCCGCUAUGCGGGUACAGCGCGCUCCCUGUCGCCGGGCGGGUCGUAUGCGCUCGUCCUCAUAGGCCAGUUCCUCGGUGGACUCUCGCAGCCUUUCUUCCAGGUCAUCUCGCCAAAGUACUCUGAGCUUUGGUUCGACGUCGAGACGCGUACGACGGCUACCAUGGUCAUUGCCCUUGCGAACCCUAUCGGGGCUGCGGUCGGUGCGCUCAUCGCGCCAGUUUACACGGAUACUCGGCACGGGAUCUUGAUACUAAGCAUCAUAUCGACAAGUGUUGUACCCCUCGCCCUCCUCAUCUUCGACAAGCCUCCCACUCCACCGACCUUCUCCGGAAGCAAGCCGUCGCCCGGUCUCCGCGAGCUGUUGAAGGCGCUCAUGGGGAGGGAGGUACAGGAGAGCGCGCAUAUGUCCGGUCGAGAGCGAAUCGAUUUUGGGAUUCUCGUUUGGAUCUUUGCGACGCUAUCUGCUGCCACCGAAGGCUUCAGCAGGACUUCGGCUCAUUGGCUCAUACCAUACGGCUACACGGGUAGCCAAGCCGGCCUCUUCACUUCCGUACUCCUACUAGCCGGAAUCGCAGCAGCGCUCAUCACCUCACCGCUUCUCGACCGCGUCCUCACAAACCACAUCGCGGCAACGAUGCGCGUACUGUGUCCCAUCGUCGGAGCGCUAUGGUUGAGCCUCAUUUGGGCGGUGAAGGCUGAUAAUGCACCGGCGUUGUUUGCGAUUUUUGCGCUUAUUGGGGCGUGUGCUGUUUCGCUCAUUCCGAUUGCUGUCGAGCUCGGCGUCGAGCUCACGCGCAACCCGGCCGGCUCAUCCGCGAUACUGCGGUUCGUAGCGAACCUGUUCAGCAUCAUAUUCGUUCAAUCUAUGGGCGCCCUAAUCGCUCCCGUCACCGCGAAACCGCCGAAGAAUAUGCACCAGGCAAUCAUAUUCAAUGGCGCGUGGACGUUCGCUUCGUCGUUUUUGGUGCUGUUUCUUCGUGGAAGGCAGGCGAGGAGGGAGCGAGAUGUUGCAAUGGCUAGGGUUGGGGCGGCUGGCGAGGAUGGUGAGGAUAGCGCUCAGACGGAGAGUUUGUGUACGCACGAUAUGGGAUUGAUUGUGUAUGCCUGCUAG